AUUUGUACUCAAAUUACUCAUUCGACCACAAAAUACAGUCCUCCUCCACUGGCUUAUUACCAUUUACGAGGGGUUUUCUUUCUCCCGGAAGCGGGCAAGCGGCGACCUCGAACAACAAUCUCUGCUAUGGCGAAUCUCGCAUCCCGUCGGAGCCUGGCUUCGAUUCUAACACGAGCGCUCUCAUCUUCUUCUCCAUCCACUUCAUCCCCCUCGCUAUCUUCCCGUUCUCGCUUCGCUUCGGCUCUUCUCGACGAAUCCUCUCCGGCGCGGCUGCCGCCGCAGACGUACAAUGUCCCCUCCCGAUUCAAGACUUCCCGGUCCGGUUACUCGCCGCUGAACGACGCGUCGCCGAACUGGAGCAACCGCCCGCCCAAGGAGACGAUCAUGCUCGACGGCUGCGACUACGAGCACUGGUUAAUCGUGAUGGAGUUUCCGAACGACCCAAAACCUUCCGAGGAAGAGAUGAUAAACUCCUAUGUCAAAACCCUCGCCGCCAUCGUCGGAAGUGAGGAAGAGGCGAAGAAGAAGAUUUAUUCGGUUGCUACCAAGACUUACACGGGAUUUGGCGCUCUGAUCUCCGAAGAGCUCUCCUACAAAGCUAAAGAAUUGCCUGGAGUGUUGUGGGUUCUCCCAGAUUCGUACCUUGAUGUUCCUAACAAAGAUUAUGGAGGCGAUCUUUUCUUGGAUGGGAAGGUGAUACACAGGCCGCAGUAUUGGUUCACUGAAAGUCAGAACAGUAGGCACAACAGGCCUCGUCCACGGUAUGAUCGUCGGAGGGAGACAAUGCAGGUUAGGAGAGAUCCUAUGCCAACGUCGCAGCUACCACCAUCUAUCGGAGCUGGCCAGAACCAAUCUCCACCGCAAAAUGCUGGCUUCUCCGUGAAUCAGCAGCAGCAGCAGCCGCCGCAAGGGCAGCAGUUUAACCAAAACAGUCUGCAACUUACUGUUGGAAACUUGGAGUGCAAAUUCGAAAGUUUCGAUCCUUGUAAUGGUCUUAUUAUGGUCAAUAGUCUAGGUAAUGGUGGAAAGCUUGCCGUCUCUCCGUUCCUGAUCUGGAUUCACUCGAUAGGUUCCGCCAUGAACUCAAAUUACGGGAAAGGUUCAUCUGGGUCGAUGAAUUCCUUCAAUUUCGAUCUGGGUCUUGGAUCGAAUCGCUCUAAACCCUUGAACGAACAGAGGAAUCAGAGCUCCUCCGGUUACUCUUCGUAUUCGUAUUCAUCCACGACUGGGUCGCAACCGAGGCCUGCUUUCCAACCGGGGAAGCCGUCAUGGACUCACCAACCUGCUGCGGCGGCGAGUCAGCCAGCUCGCGCUGGGUUAGAGGGGCCGAAUUCGAUGGUCGGAGAUAUAUUUGGCAAGACCUGGGGAUCCACGGGUUCAGCUGCUAAGAGCUCCGGGAUAGGGAUUGGGAUUGCAGAGAAGAACCCUAAUUUGUUUGGCGAUCUGGUGAGUUCUGCUUUGGGGCAGGGGAAUAAGAGUGGAAGCAAUGCCCCUUUGAAGAAUGUGACUCCGGCGCCAAGUAAGAGCGCUUAUUCCAUGGGGAACAUGGCGGAUUCAAUGCCUAAGGUUAGUGGUAACUCGGUCCAAAGUGGUGCAGGUUGGGGAUCUAAUAGGAAUGUUAGCACUGACAGUGCUGGUAACGUGGGAGUGAAUGGUAAUAAGAGUGCGAAUCUUGGUGGUUCUUCCAUAAAAGGAAUGGCGGGUGGAGGAAUGAUGGGGGUAAACAAGGACCCGUUCGUUUCUCUAGUCGACUUCUCGUCGAAGCCUUCUCAGUCUGGUGGUGGCCUUAACUCUGGCCCCAAAGGUAAUAGUAAACCUAGUUCUAAUGUCAAUGAUCCAUUCGGUGAUUUCCAAAAUGCUUCAAAACCAAACUCAACUCCAGCUCCUUCUAGUGGGUUUGGUGCAAAAGAUCCAUUUGGGGAUUUCCAGAACGCCUCAAUACCAAGCUCAACUCCAGCUCCUUCUGGUGGGGUGGGUGCAAAAGAUCCGUUUGGGGGUUUCCAGAACGCCUCAAAACCAAGCUCAGCUACAGUUCCUUCUAGCGGAUUUGACUUUGGAAUGCCGAGCAAUGUCUUUGGCGCUCAGAAACAGACACAGUCGUCAGUUCCGGCUGCAAGCAGUGAUCCACUUGGGGUGUUCUUCAACUCUUCAGCAGGAAGUGCUGCACCAGCAUCUUCAGCAGGUGCAGGGCAGCAAUUCUCGGAACUUGAUGACUGGGGGGCGGAUUCAGGCUUUGAUGGUGCAGAUGGUCCCACUACUACCGAGCUCGAAGGGCUUCCUCCACCUCCUGCGGGGGUUUCAGCUUCUGCUGCAAAGAACAAGGGUGUGGACCAUCAAAAGCAAGGGCAGUAUGCUGAUGCCAUUAAGUGGUUGUCGUGGGCUGUGGUGCUUCUUGAAAAAUCUAAAGAUAAAGCUUUAUCUGCUGAAGUUCUGUCGACUAGAGCCUCGUGUUAUAAGGAAGUUGGAGAGUACAAGAAGGCCGUUGCCGACUGCUCAAAGGUGCUCGAAGGAGAUGAAACCAAUGUAUCUGUGUUAGUCCAGCGAGCACUCCUAUACGAGAGUAUGGAGAAGUACAGGCUCGGAGCCGAGGAUCUGAGGGCCGUUCUUAAGAUCGAUCCACUUAACCGGAUUGCGCGGAGUACUGUCCACCGCCUGUCCAAAAUGGCAGACUAGAGAAAAAGUACGCCCUUACUACAUUGUAUUCUAGCUUCUCUUUUCAUAUUGAUACACUUAAUGCCCCCUCUGUAUGAAAUCUGUGGGGGAAAGGGAACUUUUUUCCGCCCGAAUGCCUGUAUUACCAUUGUGGAUUUUUGCAUGUAUUCAUUGUUUUCAUUCUCGUGUUCUGUUUGCCUUUGAGACAAAAGAAUUCAUCUUCAUCCCAUACUCAUUUUUUUCCAUAGGAGAUUCAUUCCAUACUCAAACAAGGCUUUUCUGUUUGUAAUAAUCAC
Linum tenue is the source of this 2948-nucleotide messenger RNA. The record is from the annotation of a GenBank genome assembly. Lineage: Eukaryota; Viridiplantae; Streptophyta; Magnoliopsida; Malpighiales; Linaceae.